GUGAAAAAAUUGGAUAAGUUUGCGAACGGCACACGACCGUUAACGAGUCCUUCGCUCGCUGAGCCUCGCUCCCCGGCGCACCGAGAAGCGAAUAGACUGUGAAACUGACAAAAGCACGGCGCCAUAUUGCGUGCUUGGUGUUUGGUUAACAUUUCGGGCGCGUGGUGAAGAAGAGUUUGUUAAUCUUAAUUAAUAACGAUGUCCGACAAUCAGGAACAGAAACCCGAAGCCGGCCCGGGUGACGCAAACUCCGAGUACAUCAAGCUGAAAGUCGUCGGAAACGAUAGCAACGAAAUUCACUUUAGGGUAAAGAUGACCACUCAGAUGGGCAAGCUGAAGAAGUCCUAUAGCGAUCGCGUGGGUGUACCUAUGACAUCGCUUAGGUUUCUCUUUGAUGGUAAAAGAAUCAACGACGAUGAAACACCAAAGCAGCUGGAAAUGGAAAAUGAUGAUGUCAUUGAAGUAUAUCAAGAGCAAACAGGUGGUCGUUAACUAAGCUAGGAAGAGGAGGAUCAUUUCGUUCUAAUAUUUUAUAAAGUGAAAGUGAAACUAUUGUAAACAAAAAAAGGACAAAUUUCUAAGUAUGCAUAUACACAUAUACACAUAUACACUCACACAUACAUAAACAUACAACACAUAUACAAACGUUACACAUACAUAUAUGAUUAAAUAAGAGGCAAUUUCUUGAUUUCACGUACGAUAUUGUAAAAUGUGUUGUCUUACAUUCCUGUACCGAGGCGAAUCGUCAUCCGAGGAGAUUAGACAACAAAUCCCCGGAUCGGAUUUUGUAAAACACGUGUGCGGGCAGUCGCAUCUCAAUAUUGCAUACUGUGUAUCCGUUUUCGUGUGUCGUCAGGGCAAUUCUCAGAAAUAGAUUAAUUGAUUUGUGCGCCAUUAUAAAUGCGUUUCACAUUCGCUAGCUCCUUGCCCAUUCAAACUUGUCCCCUGGAAAUCUCAUGUUUUUUUUUUACUUUUCCUUUUUCUCUUCGCCUUUCUAUAUUCGAAUACAGGAAAACGAUGUGUAUAUGAUAUGACAAAAUCGUUAUGUUUAAGGUAAUAGUAAUAGUAAAACUUCCUUCGAAUAGAAAUUUACACCGCGCUUAAAACCUCGGGAGCAUUUAGAAUUGGCAUAAUUCAUCAUUUUAUUCUCUUAGAGUUACGCUAAUACUUAAAUUCUACUAAUCUUAGUACGUGCACUUUUCAUAUAAAUAUAAUCAUAAAUACUUUUCAUAUAAAACUAAUCAUAAAUACAAAUGCUCCCCAGAGAAAUUCAUCUUCUGACAGUUUUUCCCGCAACCGAAAUGUUACUCAUCUUUGCAAUGAAAUACCAAAUUUGUAUGUAUAAACGUAUGAUAUAAAAACCAUGUAUCUGAAAUUUAUAAAAUAAAUAGCGAGAAAAAA
Wasmannia auropunctata (little fire ant) is the source of this 1401-nucleotide messenger RNA. It is a transcript of the gene Sumo, whose product is annotated as small ubiquitin-related modifier. Gene Ontology annotation, biological process: protein sumoylation. The coding region runs from base 199 to 492 and encodes 97 amino acids. Lineage: Eukaryota; Metazoa; Arthropoda; Insecta; Hymenoptera; Formicidae. Gene Ontology annotation, molecular function: protein tag activity; ubiquitin-like protein ligase binding. The transcript has 5 exons. The record is from RefSeq and is a predicted model, not a curated record. Gene Ontology annotation, cellular component: nucleus; PML body.